AUGGUGAAGUUGUUCAUUUGGAAGGCAGCAAAUGAGCUACUUCCAACAAAAAAGAACCUUUUCCUGAGAAAGGUAGUUAAGGAUCCUUUCUGUCCAAUGUGUUUUAAAGAAGAAGAGUCAGUCAUACAUAGUUUGUGGGAAUGUCCAGCAACUAACGAUGUUUGGGCAAAUGACUUGAGUGGAGUCUCAAAGUGGAAAAGGGAAGGUGGAGAUUUUCUGGCUUUGUGGGUGAGGUUGAUGGGAGGUUUGGAUAACUCUAAACUAGAGGAGAUAGCUGUCCAGCUAAGGAAAGUGUGGCUAAGAAGGAACACUGUAGUGUUUGAAAAAAGACUUACAUGCCCAAAAACGUUGAUAACAACAUCCAUUGAGUCACUGGAGGCUUUCAAACAAGCUAACAGGUUGACUAAUAGUAACAAUGCAGUUCAACAGAGGAUAGUGGCAGUAAACAAGACUAGGUGGAUUCCACCAACAGCAAACUUUGUUAAGGUUAAUUGGGAUGCAUCUUUGGAUGUAAAGGAGAAGAGAAUGGGAAUGGAGGUGAUAAUCAGAGAUGAAAAUUGA
Messenger RNA from Juglans regia (Persian walnut), 561 nucleotides. RefSeq lists its product as uncharacterized. The record is from RefSeq and is a predicted model, not a curated record. NCBI's taxonomy places the organism in Eukaryota, Viridiplantae, Streptophyta, Magnoliopsida, Fagales, Juglandaceae. The coding region runs from base 1 to 561 and encodes 186 amino acids. The transcript has a single exon.